UAUAAAACUAUACACUGAUUCAUAUUAAAUUAUUUAACAGUUAGUUAAAUUAUAAAUAUAGAAUCCAUGGCGAACAGCAACAUUAAAAUGCUAACAUGUUCUUGCAUGAGUGACAGCUAAUGAUCCAGUAAUGAAAGUGUAUUUUUAUAUUUUGAUAAUUCUUAUUUAACUUUUUCUUGAGUAAAAAUUUACCUUUUACAGCAAGAUAUUGACAAGAUAUAGUUUUUAAUGUUUUUUUUAAAGCGACGGAUCUACAUAUUUCUGUCGAUACGAAAGCUGCUGUGAACAUAGAAAUAGCAGAUUUUUAAAUUUCUCACAGCGGAACCACCUUUUCCCCAUGUGGUUUGACGCGGUCGCGUCCGGAGCGUUAAGCGGUGCACACAGGAAGUCAAUUGAAGUCAAGUAGGUUGUAAAUCGCUAGAAUAUCAAGUGUUUUGGUCAGCUAACAGUUAAUAUCAAUUCAAAUUGUAGUAUAUUGUUUAUUCAACAUGCUGAUCAAAGUAAAGACUCUCACUGGAAAAGAAAUAGAGAUCGACAUCGAGCCCACAGACAAGGUGGAGCGAAUUAAAGAAAGGGUUGAAGAGAAGGAAGGGAUCCCCCCACAGCAACAAAGACUCAUCUACAGUGGAAAACAGAUGAAUGAUGAGAAGACAGCUGCAGACUACAAGAUCCAGGGAGGUUCAGUGCUCCAUCUUGUGUUGGCGCUAAGAGGUGGCUCAACGCUCCACAGGCCCUGCAUAGACCUCUCCUCCUCAUCAUGAAUUGCCGCUGUGAUGAGGGCCAGCUGAGUGCCAAUGCUUUAGGUGUCUGUCACAGUCAAACCAUGUUACAGCACAGAGAUCUGAAAUAACACGCUCCCGGGCCAACGCAAACAAAAAAAUCGACCAACAAGAGCAAAGAAAAGAAAAGAAAAAAAAAAAAACAACAUAAAGGACGUUCAAAUUCUUCUGUAAUGUUUUUUUGUAAAGCCAGAAAGUCAAUCUUUCCGAGUUUGACCAGUUGACGCAGGCACCAAUGCAGAACAAAAGACAGUUUGAGAACACUGUGGUCUUUUUGCUUGUGAAUAAAUGCUGACGUUGA
Molecule: messenger RNA, 1080 nt
Organism: Micropterus dolomieu (smallmouth bass)
Lineage: Eukaryota; Metazoa; Chordata; Actinopteri; Centrarchiformes; Centrarchidae
Gene: nedd8l
Product: NEDD8 ubiquitin like modifier, like
Exons: 4
Coding region: 489-761 (90 amino acids)
Biological process (GO): modification-dependent protein catabolic process; regulation of proteolysis; protein neddylation
Cellular component (GO): cytoplasm; nucleus
Molecular function (GO): ubiquitin protein ligase binding; protein tag activity
Source: RefSeq, a predicted model, not a curated record